Messenger RNA from Sclerotinia sclerotiorum 1980 UF-70, 285 nucleotides. RefSeq lists its product with no specific name. The coding region runs from base 1 to 285 and encodes 94 amino acids. The transcript is spliced from 2 exons. NCBI's taxonomy places the organism in Eukaryota, Fungi, Ascomycota, Leotiomycetes, Helotiales, Sclerotiniaceae. The record is from RefSeq and is a predicted model, not a curated record.
AUGUCCUGCGUAUCGAGGAGACACUUCUGCACAAUAAACACAGCUGGGCCUUUUUCCACCACCGGUGAUACGAUAGGGACCGAGGGAGAUGAUAGAGGGAUACUCGCGCUUCUAGAAUCUAUGAUAUCACCCACAUGGAUGAAGAGGACUUCGACAUCGAUGAUUUGGACUUCUGUCGUAUCUAUUGCUCGUGAUGAAACCAUGCAUGGCAUGAACAUAAUGCUUAAAGAAAGAAGAAAGCGCUUGCGUGCACACUGUCUAAGGAAUACUAUACUCUAUCGCUGA